Molecule: messenger RNA, 2618 nt
Organism: Ostrea edulis (European flat oyster)
Lineage: Eukaryota; Metazoa; Mollusca; Bivalvia; Ostreida; Ostreidae
Product: BTB/POZ domain-containing protein 6-like
Exons: 3
Coding region: 156-1445 (429 amino acids)
Biological process (GO): neurogenesis
Cellular component (GO): cytosol
Molecular function (GO): protein binding
Source: RefSeq, a predicted model, not a curated record
GUCACAUGACCUGCCGGAGUUGAUUAACUCGUUCUUUGAAUGCUUAAAUUGAAAGUACAGAUAAUCAGUCGUAACUAUGUUGGAUUUCCCAUUACUGUGGAAAUGAAACAUGGAUGGUGAAUGUUAAGUCAAAUUAAUGAUGCUAUGAUCCAAGAAUGGAGUCCAAAUCUUGGCAAGAUUCUCUUUCGUUAAAAGAGGCACUUUUGCGCAUGCUGGAGAAUGAGAUAUCCUAUGACGUCAUAUUCCAUAUUGGUGAGAGAUCAGAUGAAGUUCGCAGUCAUAGUUUUAUUCUGACUGCGCGUAGCCAUGUUUUUCAAGCUAUGCUUGAAGGACCAAUGAUAGACCGUGAUCCAAAUGGAAGGGUGUUAGUUUCUUUACCAGAGGUGGACGUAGAAAUGGUUCAGUGCUUUCUCAGAUAUCUGUACACAGACGAUAUUGAACUUUCAGAAGAUAACGUGAUGCCAUUGUUGUAUUUGGCCAGAAAGUACUUGGUUCAAACCCUGAUUGAUAAAUGUCAGAAUUUUAUAAAAGACGCAAAACUUUUGGAACCCGAAAACUCGGUAGAAAUAUACCACCAAGCUUUCCUGUUUGAUCUAGGAGAUCUGAUGGCCGACAGCAUGAAAACAAUCAAUCAAAGAACAAAACAGUGCCUUGAAUCCGACUCCUUCCUGACACUUCCACAGGAGUGUGUUCGAAUGAUCAUUGCAGACGAUCAUCACCAGGUGGAAGAGGAUGUAAUUUAUAAAAACGUUAUAAGAUGGUGCGAAGAAGAAUGCAUAAGAAGAGGUGUAAGCGGAAGUGACGAGGUGAUCCGCGAGAUUUUAGGAGAUAUUUUAUAUGAGAUAAGAUUUCCAAAUAUGAAUAUUGCUUUCUUUCAGUCGUCCAUCGAGAAGCGACGUAUUUUGACGGAAGCUGAGAAGAAAGAAGUAAAGGAUUUGCUGAAAGGUGUGAAUAGGAAUACCUACCGAGGGCUGUUUAAAUGCAAACCCAGGAAUAUUUGUCAAAGAGUGAUGAGAAUGGAAUUACAUGAAGAAGAGAUGGUGCUAGACGACAUAGAAAAUGCAAUUGCUUUUGAGUCUUCCGUAGAAUGUGUACUACAUGGAAUAGUAACUUAUGGAUUAAGUCAUGCAGUAGCGAAGUUUACAUUCUACGUUAAGGUUAUGGAUGACGAGGAUAAAAUUUUAGUAAAUGAGGAUUUUUGUAUGGAGUCUGAUUCAAAAACUCAGUUAUACAAUGCCAAAUUUCAAAAAGCUGUAGAGGUUGUGCCAGAUCGAAAAUACCGUGUCAGUUUGACUUUGGACGAUACCAACUGGUCGUGGAAAGGAAUAUAUGGUCGCCAUUCAGUCCCUUUUAAGGACGGUGAGGUUAAAUUUACAGACUGUAGUGGAGAAGCUGAGGAAACCGGCAUGCUGGGAGGCCAGAUUCCCGGAUUACUUUUAUCAUGAGUCAUCAACAGGAUCUGGGAAUCCUCUGACUAUAAUUGAUUACACUCUAAUCAGUUGUAAAUACGAUUUACGGAGUCAUUUCUAACAAAUUAAUGAUACAUCGCAUUUUAGAAGCCCUUUGGAUGCAUAAAUAAUUAUAUAUUUAAUUAUAGCCUGUUGAUGAAGACUAUCCUUGGUUUUAUCGCACCCAAUACAACGAGGUCCGAAGUCAAUAUUAUACUAUUGGUUGGUGUGGGAAAAACGCCACGGUUUGAACGAAGUCAACCUACUAUAAUUGUUGCUUUAUUUUUCUUCAGAUCCAUUUAUGGGAUCAUAAGGUUUUCACAAUUGUGAUAUUCUUUAGUAAUUAAUAUUUUUCAGAUAUAAUUUGGUUAACAGGACUGUUAGUCCCCGAGGGUCUCUACAGCCCAGUAACUAAGUACUUCGUUACUAGCUUGAAAACACGGAUGUAUAUUUAAUUGCUGUGAUAAUAUUUAGAAAUUCAUAUCAAAAUUAAGGAUUAUCUCCCUCAUGCAUAGCUCUUGUCCUUAGACGAAUUUGACUCCACGUUUUAGCACUCUGUUUUUCCCUAUAUAAUAGCGCUUACAAGUUUAUCGCUAUUUCGAAUUUCAAACAUUUCGGUUGAGCAUCACUGAAGAGACAUUAUUUGUCGAAAUGCGCAUCUGGUGCAUCAAAAUUGGUAUCGUAUAAGUUUUACAUUUAUACGAUAUUUCAUGAUUGAUUUGAAAAUAUAAUUCUUCUGAAUUACAAUCCAAAAUGAUAAAUAGAGUGAACAUGAAAUUGUACUGGAAAACUUAAUUUGAUGGAUGUACGAGUUGUUAGUAGGCAGGUUCUGCAUAUGACAAUCGGGGGAGCCUGUAUGUAAUAUAUCCAUGUAAGUAUAUCAAGAAAGCAGCGAUUUGUGUAAUGAUACAAUCUAAUUAAAAUUAGAUCCUUUGACCCGCUCCCGUAUAUCACUACGAUCAAAGGAUAUAAUUUUAAUUAGAUUGGUAAUGAUAAUUAUAUGUGUUGAUGCAUGCCGACUACCUGGUCAAAACCAUGGUGCUGAGUUCAAAACUGACAGUAACUGUAUAUUGGUUAAGAAAACACACCACACACCUUGGUUUCUAUUUUGUUGUUUUGCCGCGUUGACUGAUCUUAUUCUAUUCAAUAAAUGCAUCUGAAAAAUUAAAA